This is a messenger RNA of Adineta ricciae, 552 nucleotides long. Lineage: Eukaryota; Metazoa; Rotifera; Eurotatoria; Adinetida; Adinetidae. The record is from the annotation of a GenBank genome assembly.
AUGGCAGUGAAUAUUACUCCAGUAUAUUUGACAGCAGUAGUUAAAUCACUUGAAAUGCAUCAUGAAACUCUCAAUGAAGCUGGUCCGGGGGAUAAUGUUGGCUUUAGCGUUAAAGGUGUUGAUUAUCGUGACAUUCAACGUGGAUUUGUCUGUUCAGAUGCAAACAAUGAUCCAGCACAAGAAGUUGCAAGUUUUAUUGCUCAAAUAGUCGUUUUCAAUUAUCCUAAUCAAAUUUGUCAAGGUUUUACACCUGUGAUUGAUUGUCAUACUGCUCAUGUUGCAUGUCAAUUUGUGGAAUUAAUCUCGAAGGUUUGUCGUCGAACUGGAAAAGUUAUUGAGGAUGCUCCCAAAUGCCUCAAAGCAGGUGAAUCUGGCAUUGUCAAGUUGGUUCCUACAAAACCAAUAUGUGUCGAAAAGUUCUCUGAUUAUCCAGCAUUGGGUCGUUUUGCUAUUCGUGACAUGGCUCAGAACAUCGGUGUUGGUAUUGUCAUAGACGUAGAAAAGAGAGCAACUCUUCCCAACAGGGGCACUGCAGGCAAGAAUAAAAGAUAG